CUCCUAUUGGGCAAGUGGCUUGAAGUUCAUUUCUUCUUUUCCCCGUGCCCUGCCCCUUUUAAGCUUUGGGCAGCAGCAGCUUGAAGAACAGGCUCGCCUCUUCGAAAAGUCGUACACAUAAUUCAAGACCGGAUUGAACUUGGGUAAGUUGUGUAUAUUCUGUCCAGAUGAGCAGGAUACAAUAAUUCAUUGUAUUCAUUCAUUCAUUCAUUCAUUCGCAUUUGGGGUUCUGGUUCCUCUAAGCGGCUGAUUUGCACCCAGAGGAGUCUGAAAUGAGAUCCUUCACAAAUAAGGAAGCAUAGCCCUUGAGGAAAUGGGGGCCUGUUCCCUAUCUCUUUGGUAGGCAGAGGUGAAGGGAAUGACACCAGGCUUCUAACUAAGCAUUCUGUUGCUUUCUCUCAAUGGCUAUUCUCUCAAUAAAGCUCAUUCUAUCAAAUGCAAAAUGUGUGUCUCUGUGCCUACGUUUUGCCUAUGAAGAGCUCAGAAGCUCUUUACGAGUGAAAGCAGGAAAUCAGAGAAACUUGUUCUUUUCAGAGAGAAUUAGGCAAAUCUUUAACGAACUCCUGCAUAACAAAACACUUUCUUUCCACAAGAACCGGAAUAUACAACAUGAUGAACAUAAUAGACAUUGUCUGUGAACAGAUAUUCUUUUUUGUUUUGUUUUUUUGUUUUUGUAAAACACAGCUUGGGUUGGGGGGUGCUUUUCAUCAGGAAAGUUGCUCAUGUUCCUUUUGGGAGUAAAGCGACACAGCUUGCAAUAUGCUACCUGAACCAAUCACGGGGUGAUGGAUAAUAAUAAUAAUAAUAAUAAUAAUAAUAAUAAUAAUAAUAAUUUAUUAUUUGUACCCUGCCAAUUUGGCUGGGCUUCCCCAGCCACUCUGGGCAGCUUCCAAAAAAAUAUUAAAAUACUGUAAAAUACAUCAAACAUUAAAAGCUUCCCUAAACAGGGCUGUCUUCAGAUGUCUUCUAAAAGUCUGGUAGUUGUUGUUCUCUUUGACAUCUGGUGGGAGGGCGUUCCACAGGGAGGGCGCCACUACCGAGAAGGCUCUCUGCCUGGUUCCUCUAACUUGGCUUUUCGUAGUGAGGGAACCGCCAGAAGGCUCCUCGGUGCUGGACCUCAGUGUCCGGGUAGAACGAUGGGGGUGGAUACGCUCCUUCAGAUAUACUGGACUGAGGCCGUUUAGGGCUUUAAAGGUCAGCACCAACACUUUGAAUUGUGCUUGGAAACUGGGAGCCAAUGUAGGUCUUUCAAGACCAGUGUUAUAUGGUCUCGGCGGCCACUCUCAGUCACCAGUCUAGCUGCUGCAUUCUGGAUUAGUUGUAGUUUCCGGGUCACCUUCAAAGGUAGCCCCACAUAGAGCGCAUUGCAGUAGUCCAAGCGAGAGAUAACCAGAGCAUGCACCACUCUUGCAAGGCAGUCCGCAGGCAGAUAGGGUCUCAGCCUACGUACCAGAUGGAGCUGGUAAACAGCUGCCCUGGACACAGAUUUGACCUGUGCCUCCAUGGACAGCUGUGAGUCCAAAAUGACUCCCAGGCUGCACACCUGGUCCUUCAGGGGCACAGUUACCCCAUUCAGGACCAGGGAAUCCUCCACACCUGCCUGCCUCCUGUUCCCCAAAGAAAGAAAGAAAGGCAACCCAUUCUUCCCUCUCUUUUGGUAACUACUGGUUGGUAAAGUACAUUACUUCCUCUCCGGCAUUCCUUCUUUUCUUCUUUCCUGCUUCAUGUUAGUCCAAAUAUGACUUAGCAUGUGUUGAGAUAAGCCCUCGGUCCACCUAGCUCACCAUUAUGUUCGCUGAUGUGGGGAAUUUGCCUCCCUAUAAUGUCCUCAAAAUCACAUAGUUUUGGACCGCUUAAAUGUCCCCCCCCCCCCCAGGUCUCUCUCACUCAAAAUUAUCAUCUUCCUAGCCAGGCAAACAUUUGUAGAACUGUAAGUUUCUGAUGUUUGGAAAUCUAAUACAGUGGUACCUCGGGUUAAGUACUUAAUUCGUUCCAGAGGUCCAUUCUUAACCUGAAACUUGACUUAACCUGAAGCACCACUUUAGCUAAUGGGGCCUUCUGCUGCCGCUGUGCCGCCGGAGCACGAUUUCAGUUCUCAUGCUGAAGCCAAGUUCUUAACCCAAGGUACUAUUUCUGGGUUAGCGGAGUCUGUAACCUGAAGCGUCUGUAACCUGAAGUGUAUGCAACCCGAGGUACCACUGCAUUUGAUACCAGAGACUGUUGGGUCUGCAAUGAAGCUUGAUAUUUGGUCCCUGGGAUUUUAUGCAGCUGAAGAAAUGAUACCAGCUGAAUAACUGAUAUGCAGGAUAUAAACAAAUAUACUAAUCAUAAUCAUACUCAUUAUUUUUGCCAGGUUUGAAUGCAUCCUUGAACUUUGAUAAUGCCUCUUGCAUACUCUGUCCUGCUUUGAGCUGGACACCCAGGUAUUACAAAAGCUAUCUGGCUUCUGAUUGGCUUCUGGGAUGUCCCAUUUUGGCUUCUGAGAGAGUGUGGCCCUGAAAGACAUGUACUUGCACAAGUACGGCCCUGAAACACAUGCACCUUGAUUUCCAUCUGCAGCAUGUUGGAGGGUUCUCUUGCUUGUCUGGAUGCGACAUAGAAGGGAGUGUGCAUGAAUCUGUGCAGAAGAUAUCCUAGUAAAUUUUACAUUUGCUGCUUGACACACUUUGACCUCUGGCCCUAACUUGCUGCAGUAGGAUGCAUUGUGUGUUUGUGUACUAUAAAACAUUUGGCAAUCACAACAGUCAACCAGCCCCCAGAUUUCCUGAAAGGAAGAAGGGGGGAAACAUAAUGGUGGGACAUAGGUGAUUACAAAGGUUUAUUUAACAGGUGGAGGGCUGGGCGCAAGAUGAUGAUUCUGAUAGUUAUGCAGUUUAAGGUAGGUUCCUAAGCAACAAAGGAGGAGAGGAUGGAGUCCAACAUCUGAGUCAUUCAUAUAGUUGAGUCUCUGAGUGUCUGCUGCUGUUAGGUCUGCACAGUCAUGGGAUGGGAUGCAGCUAUUUGUCUCGGGUCUCCUCCGCACUUCCAAUUGUGCCAUGCUUAGAAAGCAGAGGUCCAAGUGGUUUUCCACUUGACCCACUCCUUUCCAAGGGAGAGCUCGUUCUUUAGUGAUACAUCACAAUACAUGGAAAUUAAAGUGUGGCUAAGCCCUCAGUCUCCUUAAAGCCCCGGCUGUGGAUGUGAAUGAAGGCUGCUCUGUGAACACAGCUGGUGCCAGCUCCUGGUGCAGCUUUUAAGAACCCCAGAUUCCCAUCAUUAGCAGGGUUAUGUGAAGAUUUGUAAGAUGAAAUUGCUACCUAUUCAGGUUGAGUAAUAUAAUAUUUUAGGUAAUGCUGUAACAAGGAUAGGAAAUGAAGCGAAAUGUAAAGGUGUAAAGUUUAAUUUUGGAAACCAUCAGAUUGGAUAGAGUGAAGUCAUUAGGUUCAGUUGAGCCAAAGAGAUAAAAUAAGAGGCUACAAUGUUACAUAAUGUGAUUAUAUGUAAAACCAAUAAAUUCAUUUAUGUAUAUAUAUAAAUAAGAAUCCCAGACUCCUGGCAGGGUCCCCCUUGCUUAAAUAUAUUUUGUCAUUUAUUCAGGACCUCCCAUUCGUGCCAAUCAUAUUUAACUUUGUUUCAAUAGAGGCUUCCAACAAAUGCUACAUAUUCUCCCACCACAUUUCCUAUAAGGAAAUGUCCUAUAUACCGUAUUUUUUGCUCUAUAAGACUCACUUUUUCUCUCCUAAAAGGUAAGGGGAAAUGUGUGUGCGUCUUAUGGAGCGAAUGCAGGCUGCGCAGCUGUCCCAGAAGCCAGAACAGCAAGAAGGAUUGCUGCUUUCACUGCAUAGCGAACCCUCUUGCUGUUCUGGCUUCUGAGAUUCAGAGUAUUUAUUUUCUUGUUUUCCUCCUCCAAAAACUAGGUGUGUCUUGUCGUCUGGUGCGUCUUAUAGAGCGAAAAAUACUGUAGGUGUAUUUCCUGUAAGGUGUAUAAGAUGCCUUAAGAAAUAGACAUCUCUUUAAUGUUUUCCCCUUUUCUUCCUCUUCUUUUUCCUCCCAGAAGAUUCUUAGACGCCACCAUGCUGGUCUCUGGCUGCCCGCUGGUUCGUCUGGCCAUCCUUCUCAGCAUCCUCCUGGUGCAGUCCUGCGAAGGGCAGUCUUGGGAAGCUUUUCAAAACAAGCACAUUGAUUAUCCCCAGACCCGAGCCUCCAACCCCAGUGCCUACUGCAACCUCAUGAUGGUGAAGAGGAAUCUAAACCCAAGUAGAUGCAAACCGAGGAAUACUUUCAUCAAUCAUGACAAGGAGUCUGUCCUACAAGUCUGCGGCAAUGGUGGGACGCAGUGGCAAGGUAAAUUCUAUGACAGCAACGAGAACUUCCCCAUGAUUGACUGCAGCUACACCGAUGGUAAACCUCCUAAGGACUGCAAAUACAAAGGCACAGAGACCUCCAAACGCGUUCGUGUGACCUGUGAAAACAAGAAGCCCGUUCACCUGGAGAAGGUGCUGUGAUAGGCAGAAAACCACGCAAGCCACACUCUGCCCAUUGAAGCCAGAACGCUUCUUUGGCCAUUUCUCCCUGCAAUGCAACCACAUCAUUGAAUUUCCCCAGUUUAACAGUCAUUUGCCCUUUUCAGGGGACCCUGGGAGCUGUGGCUCUAAGGACAAUGACGCCAGGCUUCUAACUACGCAUUCUGUUGCUUUCUCUCAAUGGCUAUUCUCUCAAUAAAGCUCAUUCUAUCAAAAGCAAAA
Messenger RNA from Podarcis lilfordi (Lilford's wall lizard), 4724 nucleotides. The record is from the annotation of a GenBank genome assembly. Lineage: Eukaryota; Metazoa; Chordata; Lepidosauria; Squamata; Lacertidae.